Molecule: messenger RNA, 1393 nt
Organism: Syzygium oleosum
Lineage: Eukaryota; Viridiplantae; Streptophyta; Magnoliopsida; Myrtales; Myrtaceae
Exons: 7
Coding region: 218-913 (231 amino acids)
Biological process (GO): vacuolar proton-transporting V-type ATPase complex assembly
Cellular component (GO): extrinsic component of endoplasmic reticulum membrane
Source: RefSeq, a predicted model, not a curated record
GACGGCCCCGUUUCGACUGAGCUGAGAAAGAGAUUCCUCUGGAAUCCUCAAAUCGGAGCGCCACCUCCCAUCGCGUCCGCCAUCGCUCCCUCCUCCGCCGAACACCGCCGUUCGCCGGCGCUUCCACCGUCGUCCUCCCGCUGGUCCGCCCCGAUCCGUCUUUCAACUCGUGUAUCAGUCCCAGCAACAGGCUUCGACUCACAGUCUCAGAAGCUCCAUGGGAGAAGGGGAGGCAACAUUAAGCGUUGAAAUUGCUGGUCAGAAUCAGCAUAAGGAUGAAGGAGGAGAAGUUGGAUCUGCAGCAAAGGAUCAGAACCUUAACAUUUUGGAAUUCCUGGAUUCACUGGACAGCUACCUGAUCCUUAUGGAUUCUUUAUCCACGACACUUCGCCAGGGGUGGUUUGAAUUGGCUGGUGCUCGACAUUCAAUGGGUGCAUCACGGAUCAAUAGUGCUUUAUUGGACCUGAAGAACCAUUCUGCUGCUACGCACUUGCAAGUGAACCAUCAUGACUUUGAAUCCACUCCGAAAGAGCCUCUCUUUCACUUGUGUAAGUGGGCCUCAUCUGUUGAUACCCAAGAAUGUUGCUCUAGUGAAGAUAAAAUUGGCAAGGAAAAAAUGCAGGAGAAAUCUGAUGGUACACAGAUACGACGACGUGGCACUACUGCAUCUUCUGAAUUGCAGGAAAAAGUGUCGAAAGAUGGGGUUUCUCAACCGGUAGUUAACAACAUGGUCCAGAAGGAGCGAGCCAAAUCACUCUCUGUGUUUGGAACUCUAGUAUCCCCGAAGCUUCGAGCUGCUCAAUUUUCAUUUGAAACAGCAUUGGAGACACUUGUACAGAUAGCAAACAUGCGAUUAUCUAUGCUGUCUUCAUUUGAUGAAGUCAAGAAAGAGUUGGACGAAAUGAAGCCAUGAUUUGUCGACCACUUGGCCUCUUAUAGUAUAUGAGUGAGUUUUCUGCAGAAAGACAUCAGUUAUCUUAACAUUUUCCACAUGCAUACACAUGAGAACACCAUCCUUGAGGAAGAGCACAGGAAGAUUGUUCCGCUUUAAGCUUACUUGAGUCAAGUUGGGAUCAUGCAUUCGGCGAGGAUCUGUGGAAAUUACUGGAGGUAACUGAGUACUAAAGCACUCUAUUCUUAAGAACGAAGGAGCUGAGUUCCACAUAUCAAUGGAAAGAACUUACUUUUUCAUUUUUGUGUAUGUAACUCAUGCUCUCAAGGAACUUGAUAAACCCAAGGAUAAUUGUAUUAUUAAAAAACUUAAGAGAGCGCAAUGUUUUUGUAGCUUUUCUUAUACUUUGAUCAUUUUCAAGUAUGAGAAAGAGAGUUUUCCGUAUGUGACCCGACUAACUUUGUACUUCCGUGUUUGGUUCCGAUUCGAUAUAUUCCAUUA